CCGUAAAAGCUGAAGUGAAUGACGAAAUACCGUCAUUACUGUGAAUAUUGGUAGAAAAAUCGAACAACGAAACUGCAACGAGGAGAGUAAAAAUAAACGACAAACCGUUGGGGCCGAUCUAGUGCCUUCCCUCCCAAAUCGCCAUAUUGUUGGGGUAAAAAUAAAAAUAAUCAUCAUGGUAUUUAUAAAUGCGAUGAUGGCGUCCGACCGCUGAUUAUUCCCCCUUGCCCCAAAUGGCAAAUCAUUCAUAAUCUUCAGUGCAAAGUUAUUUCUAGAUGAGUUAAACCCUCCUAAACAAUUACAGUGAAAGCAAAAAACUGAUAUAACCUGUGAAUAAAUCAAUCAUUGGUAUCAAGUGAUACAUUGAGUAAUUCUGUGAUCGAUUUGGCCCAGUAAACUGCCACCGUCAUCGUAUCAAAACACGAGCAUCAGAAGGAGACAACGAAAGAGGAAGAUCUUGACACGUUUUUCACAUUAAAAAAAAAUAAAAAGAAAGAGACUUAAUUCGUGGCAAGCCUGCCGCUAAAAUCUAGUAAAAUUUAUUUUCAAAAUGGCAGCUACAAGGAGAUUGCAAAAGGAAUUGGGAGACCUCAGGGCUUCGUCCAUGAAGAAUUUUACAAAUAUUCAAGUAGAUGAGUCUAAUAUUCUCAAUUGGCAAGGACUCAUAUUACCAGACAAUCCACCGUACAAUAAGGGAGCAUUUCGUAUUGAGAUUAAUUUCCCAGCGGAGUAUCCCUUCAAACCACCGAGAAUAACCUUCAAGACUAAGAUAUAUCAUCCUAAUGUUGAUGAGAAGGGACAGGUAUGUUUACCCAUUAUCACUGCUGAGAAUUGGAAGCCAGCAACAAAAACUGAUCAAGUCAUUCAAGCAUUAAUUGCAUUAGUCAAUGAUCCCGAGCCUGAGCAUCCCCUUCGAGCAGACUUGGCUGAGGAAUUCCUCAAAGACAGAAAGAAAUACUUGAAAAAUGCCGAGGAAUUUACAAAAAAACAUGCUGAGAAAAGACGAGAGCCAUCCGCAUUGGACUAACCAUUUUAAUUAGCCGUUUACUCACCGCGGAUGCCUACAGUCAGAAUACUGAUUCAGAAGAAUCGUGAAAUCCAGAAGAAGUAAUUGGCUCAUUGAAAUAAAAAAAAACAGGCAGAGAUAUAUCCUUUUUCCCCCCACGUGUACAGUAUUUGGUUUAUCGUCGAUAAAAGAACUUAAAAUUAUUUAUAAUGCAAGGAAAAAUCAUUUUAAAAAAUAACUAAAGAUUAUGAUUGAUGUAUGAUAAACAAAACUGUAUAAAUACUACGAUUCGAAUAACGUCUAUGCAGUAGAAUAUUUCUAUAAUCAUUCGUAUUUGUCGUUGAUUAAAAUGAAUCUGUGAAAGAAGCAUUUUCAAUUGGCUCUGAUAUUAUUAUAGGAAAAUGUAUUAAUAUUAAUAACAGUUUUAUAAAAUAA
Diachasmimorpha longicaudata is the source of this 1441-nucleotide messenger RNA. It is a transcript of the gene Ubc10, whose product is annotated as ubiquitin-conjugating enzyme E2 L3-like. The coding region runs from base 551 to 1027 and encodes 158 amino acids. Lineage: Eukaryota; Metazoa; Arthropoda; Insecta; Hymenoptera; Braconidae. The record is from RefSeq and is a predicted model, not a curated record. The transcript is spliced from 4 exons.